AUGGAAGCUCUGAUCUACAAUGAAUCACCGAUCGCCGAAUAUUUAGAGGCAGACGCCAUUCCCUUCGAGUCCGCAGAUCCUCCCUCACCGACGCCCUCCGCCCAGACCUUUGCGCCUCGGGGACUGCCGAAGCUACGCGAACGACUACGGACCAUUCGUGAGACUGCUGCCUCGGUCACCGAUGUUGCAAACGAGCAGUUUCUCGAGCGUUUCCGCUAUACUAUUGUCGCGUCACAGCUAUUGUACGACGAUCCUAAGCCGAGAAGAUACACGCAAGAUGAACAGGGGGUCGACACGCAUCCGCUCUCGAUCCAGGGCGCUGUGAUAACUGCUGGGAUCUCCUUCUCAAUAGCUUUUGUUGUACAUCUGCUACGGCGGGGAUACACGACACCACAGUCCCUGCGGUGGACGGACAUCUCGACCUACACACUCCUGUUGCUAGGAGGCAGUGUCCUUUUGAUUUAUCUCGUUCGCCGUCAGUACCUCGACUUUAUCCGGCGGUCUGCUGGCUCGGCUCUGAGGAAGGCGGUGUCGAACUGGGCUCGGUUCGACGCUACUGCUGGAGAAGCGCUCCGAUUCGUGCAGGAGGUGGAGAUUGUCUCUCGGGGCUAUGAAAUCAGUCAACCCUUGCCUCCGAUCAGCCGGCUCGAAGACAGACUCCCGUCAAGUCGCUGCCGUGAAUUGCGGGCGACACUUGGCAGCGCCCUGACGGCCAGCAUCCGUUGCAGCGUAGACGCCCACAAUGCGAUUCAACCUUUUGUCAGGGAUUCUGAUUUGCAAGGAUAUCACGACAUAUACAACAUUACCAUGCAGGAUUAUUUGGACACCGUGACUAUUGCACACACGACACAAGCCAACGCUCACCAUUCCCUGAGAGAGCUUCGUGUUUUAUUUCGGCUUCACUGGAUUGCUCGGAAGGUCUUUCUAUGCGACCUGCUUGCACUCCAUUCUGGGUCUACAUGGUACAAUAUUUCCCAGUCACGAAAGACGCUACAGCUCUUGCAAGACCUCGACGCAACCAUUUUUCACGGAGCGCAGGAUCUGCAUACCGCGGUCAUCAGGGAGGAUGUCGGCGAACGCCUCCAAGAGUCAACGGACGCCGACCAAGCUAUCGAACAUGACACCGAAUUGGCCACACCCCAGAAGCAACAUGCCAAAGCACAAAUGCGCCGCUUUGAAGCUGUGGCAAACUGCAUUCGCGUCUUGAAUGCGAAAGUCCAUCUUAUCCGAGAAGACAUUGACCGGUCAUCAUGCAAUCACGAUGUGGCCGAAUUCAGGACGGAAAUCUCUCGUCACUACGAGACUCUAGGCCCUGAGAUACGAAAUCUCCUGGUGGAGUGGGAAAAGGGGCGGAAUACCAUGUUUCUGGGGGUAGGCGGCGAUUUCGACAAUCGUCGUUUAUCUGGCAUGUCCAGCGAUAUUCGAUCCCCUGCUUCGCCUUCCCCGAGCAGCCUGGGAGGCCUGACGAUCGUGGAUGGAGGUCCUGCAGAAGCAUUUAAAUUAUUGAGUGGCGAAGAGCGCGGGGCCUCGGAUGCCGCAGGAUUGGAUGAAGAAGUGUUUGAAGCGGUGGCUCUGCCACGCAAAAGAAUGUCCUGGGCAUACAUGAGUCGAGAGGAAAAGCUGGGCAAACUGCACGAAGACCGGAAAAAGCGGGCAACCUUGCUGGAGCAUGCCGAGAACACGACAAGCAUGUUGCGGGAACUGCAGAUGGUUAUCAAGCACCGCCCCAACACAACCCGAUCCGACAAACGGGUCACCUCGAUAUGA
Messenger RNA from Capronia epimyces CBS 606.96, 1767 nucleotides. RefSeq lists its product as uncharacterized. The record is from RefSeq and is a predicted model, not a curated record. Gene Ontology annotation, biological process: cell-cell adhesion. NCBI's taxonomy places the organism in Eukaryota, Fungi, Ascomycota, Eurotiomycetes, Chaetothyriales, Herpotrichiellaceae. The coding region runs from base 1 to 1767 and encodes 588 amino acids. The transcript is spliced from 2 exons. Gene Ontology annotation, cellular component: plasma membrane. Gene Ontology annotation, molecular function: myosin binding.